AUGCUAUCGAUCAUUUCUGGCCUGCGCCUGUCAAGCGACUUUGUUCAACCUGUGACUGUGACUGCCUGUCGUCGAAUAAAACAGAGAGAUUUCUUGAGAAAUAGCUGGUUUUCAUUGGAUUUUCACAAUGACAAGUCAAUACAUUGUUCCAAGGAAUUUUCGGCUCCUUGAAGAACUGGAGGAUGGGCAGAAGGGCUCUGGAGAUGGAACGAUCAGCUGGGGUUUGGUGAAUGAUGAUGACAUGGCCAUGACAGAUUGGAACGGCAUGAUUAUAGGCCCACCAAGGACUCCUUUUGAAGGAAGGAUGUAUAAUUUAAAGCUCAAGUGCGGUCCCAGAUACCCGGAUGAUCCCCCCACUGUCGUUUUCACCAAUAGGAUAGCACUAAGCUGCGUCGAUUCACACUCGGGCGAGGUUUUGAAGCGGAAUCUAUCAGUUCUAGAUAAAUGGCAGCGGUCGUACACUAUCAAGACUAUCCUCUCUGAACUCAAGCGUACAAUGACGGCCAAAGACAAUGCAAAGUUACAACAGCCUCCAGAGGGCGCCAGAUAUUAGUAAAUUACACAUCUGUUAUGUUGCGGCUAUCUCUUUGUAUCCCUUCUCCACCCUCAUUUUCUAAUCCCUUUUUCUCUCUAUCUCUCUUCAUUAUUUUGCUCUCUCUCUCUCUUUCAAGGUCUUCACAUCUUAAUUAAGGUCUUAAGAUCUUGAUAGAUCUUAAUUGAGAUCUUGAUCAUAAUUGAUCUUAAUUUCUCUCACGUGUCCAUGCUCUCAAUUAUUCUGGAUUUUUUUUAGCACUGUCCCCCCUCCACUUGUGUUUGUUUUUUUAGAAGUAAUUACUCGUUAUGGUGAUAUAAUCACCAUAUCCAUACAUUCUAAUCUAAAUCCCUCUUCUUGACCACCCCACCCCCCACCCACUAACCACUAACUACUGUAGUUAUCUAUUUCUUUAGGAAUGCUCAUGUCAUUUUCUUUGCCUAUACAUGUAUUAUUACAUACCGGUACUUUAUAUAGAAUACUCUUUUUCUCUUUGCCGUAUGUAACUUUCUACAUCCAAAAAAAUGUUCUUGUACUCCUCGUCUCUCUUCCUCUCUCUCUGUCUGUCUGAUUCCUUUGUGCUCUCUCUAUCUGCCCCUAUCUCCAUCCCAUGUUAUCCCAUUUUUUUCUCUCUCUUUCACUCUCACUUUCUCUCAGUCACUCUCUCUACUUCACUUUCUCACACACACACUCACCCUUCAAUUUCUUUCCUGUUCUCUCUCUCCCCCUUCCCCUCUUUCUCCCCCUCUCUCUCCUUGCCUCCCACUUUUAAUUUACCUAGUACAUGUAAUAUCAACAUUAUAACAAGGAGGUAUGGACGCCUCAAGUGUAUAUUUCUAUUAUAUGUAUUAGACAGAUAUCUCCCAUUAGUAUAUGGAAAUAAUUGUAAAAGACGCUCCCAAAGGUUGAGAUUAAAUCAAAACGUUUGAUCAGCCUUUAAAAAGAACAGAAGGAAGGACCACUUUUGUUUUGAAUAUGUAAAGGCAAAGUAAAGUGAAGGUUUUAUAAAUACUCUGAUUUUGCUUUAACCUAUAAGCCCUGGUUUAAAGUUGUGGUUUAACUAUGGAGAGCCAAUUGGGGCACAUAUUCCUAACCGUACACAUCCAUAUUAUUAACUCAUUUGACACUCAAAUUGUUCAUGAUUUUCUGGGAAUGAUAACUAGUACUUUUCUUCAUUAUGAAAGCAUUAGUAAACAUAAGAGACAUACAAUAUAAACAAAAUUUUUGUAUUUUUGGCUCUCCAUAAUUUUAGUUAAACCGUGGUCUAGGUUAAACCUGACUUCAGAAUACGAGCCAUAGAGUUAUAGUGAGUCUCUCCUCUUGAGACACUUCUGCACUUUUCUUUUACCCCUGUAUUUGUAAUCACAUAUGGAAUGAUGUGAAAGAGAUGAUAAUGUACUGAAGAAUUUCCGUAUCCGGCGCAGUACGUUGUGUCGUUCGGGAAUAAAGGCCCUUUAACUAGCUGUCUACCGGAACCAAGUGAUCCCUGUACAAAGCCUACGGGAAUGACAGAAUUCCGUAGUCAACAGGUUAACCCAUUGCCUACUGGGACCAGGGUCCCGUAACACAAGGGUUAGCGAUCAAUCGUACGUUUGAUUUUCACGAUUGAUCGUACAUUGUAGUCAAUGCAGUCAAUCGUAGAAAAAAUUUGUACGAUCAUUGCUAAGCUUUGUGUUACGGGCCCCAGGUGGCUGCUGUACAAAUCCUAUAAAAUAACAGAAUUCAGUAGCCAACGGGCUAACUGAAGCUAAUCAUGAUCCCUGAAUUGGCAACACCAUUAGAACGAUGAAAUCUCAGUUCUAAGCGGAAAUCUUCAACUGUGAUAUGUUGUGAAAUCUUGCAGUGGCUGUUAGGUUUUACCGGUUCCAGUAUUUUUUCUUUUCAAAUUUUGUAUGAUGUUUAUAAAAUGGUUAUGAAAAAAAGUUGCCAAUCGGAUUAGCAGUCAUAAAAGCAGAUUGAUCGUAACCUUAUAACAAAUCUGUACCUCUAUAAGUUGGAUGGCAUUACAUUCAUUGAUAUUUAUGGAUAAUACAGGCCAUGUUCGAUGAAGGUGAUCAAUUAUCAUCCCUUAGAAGUCGUCAGUUGUUCACAUUUGUCAUGGCAACCGUGUUUCUCAGCCAAUUGAAAUCUAAGAUUGGUGGUGAAAAGAUUUGACAAUAUCUUCACGAUGAUGACCUUGAAUCAUGGCCCCAUAACACAAAGGUUAGUAAUUAAUCGUACGCUUGAUUUUCGCGAUUGAUUGUACAUUGUAGUCAAUGCAAUCAAUCGUAGAAAAAUAUUCUACGAUCAUUGCUAAGCUUUCUGUUAAGGGUCCUAUAUUUCAAUGUUGUUGAUGUAUGACUGUACCCUAGUGUUAAGUCCCAAGACUGUUAUUACUUUAUGGAAAACGAGUGUAAUUUGGGAGGAAUACAUCAUUUCACAGAAUUACUUCAUGAAACAAAAUUCUGUCAACUUAUCUUAACUUAUGCGCCCCCCCCCCCACCAAAAAAAAGAUAGGUCAGAACAAACAAGUGAGAAGAAAGAAGCCAACAGAAAAACAUGCGCUGCGUGAAACAUCACAAAUCUCUUUUGCAGUGUUAAGCCUGUUUGCAAAGCUUUUAAUAGGGCUGUUAGUGGAAGACAACAACGAUAUACAGCAGAUAUAUGUGUAUACGUGUCCUAUAGGUCUUGUAAGUUUUUACUACAUGAAAUUACUUUGUUGUAUAUUUUGUACAUGUAUACAAAGUUUAGAUCACUGAGAACAUAGAGUUUGCAUAUUAGAAUGAACAGAAAACGGGGGACUGUGAUGUAGAAAUAAUCCUUGCAAAGCAGUUACCUGACAAAUAUAGUAAAUAUGUUGAACGAAAACUGUAAGGAAACUACAGAAAUCGUUCUGAUCUGCAGAGCAAUAUUACUAGAUUUCAUUUUUGAUCGAUAUAUAUGCUGCUCCUAUUUGAAAAUCUGCCAGAAAUAUUUACACAAAGGACCAUUUUCUUAUUCAAUGUUUUAUUAACUCAUUGAAUGUGAGAAACAAUAUCUCUCGUAUGGCUUGUCAAUUGAGAUAUUUAAUUUGUUAUUAGCGGCGAAAAGAUUUGUAAUUAAAUCAUUAUCAGCUUAUUCGGCAUAGGCCAGUGUUGUACAGUAUCAAGUUUCGUUUGUCAAUUUAUUUAAGUCCUUUUGCUUUCCAAGCAAAUGUAUGAUUUUCAAUACUUGUUGGUCACAGACUAUCUGUUAGAAACCUUGUUUAUAUAUAAAUGAAAAAAAAGGAAUUGGGUUUACUCCUCGGUCCAUAAAAAUGGCUGUUUGUAAACAUUGGAAGUGGGUGCUUUGAUCCGCUGGAAAUACAAUGCGUGUAAAAGUGGGUGUGAGCAGUCAAUAUUAAUUUUAUAAAAGGGGGCUUUUGACUCGAUAAUCUAGGUGAAAUAUGGGAUUAAACCUGUGAUUAUUAUUCAUGGAUUUAUGUAUGAUAAUGUAUGAUAUCUGUAUACAUGUAUUACUAAUAAACUGCUACUGCAUUGUCAAUACUUAUUUACAUAUUAAAUGAUUGAUAUGGGCAGAUAGUAUGUUGGAAACGUGAACUCGUAUAGCCCAACAUCUUCUCUUGCAGUUCCCUAGCAGUUAUUAAAAAUACUCUAUAUAAAAGGAAGAAAAAAGAAAAUCUACAUGUAGAUAUACUAAGCCCAUUUUUUUAUUGCAUAAUUAAGUACCAUUCAUUCAAUACUUAAAAAAUGGUUGAAAAUGUAUAAAAUCACCCAAAAUAAAUUGCUAUGGAAAUUGAAAUCACUGUUUUCCACCCAAAUUGGCAACUUUCCAACAUACAAUGACAUUCUCAGUCAGUCUGUAUUUCUUUCUGAUGCAUACAUUUUAGAAUGAAAAACUAGCAAUGAAAGAUAAAACUGAAGUUGCCAAUUUGGAGAUUGAAAACUAAUUAAUCAAGGAAUCUGUAGCCAUGCAUGCAUUAGCAUUGGGCCAUGCAGUUGAAUGUUUAAUAAUGGUUGCAAAUCAUUAUCAACAGAUAAAAAAUAAUGGUUAUGAUAAUGAUUAUCUAAAGAUACAAAAAAUGUUGCUUAUAAUGCAGUACUAGAGAUAGAUUACAAACAGGUUUCCUCAUUAUUUUAAAAGCUGAUUAAUAAACAGAAACCAGGCAAACAAAACGAGCAUUAUCUGUUCUUUGCAAGUUUAUUUGCAAGUCUGGAGUAAGAUGAAAAUACUGUUUUGUACUUGAGAUUCAUGUUUUAAAGUUAUGUUCAACUUACAGUUUAUUUCGUCAAAGGAUGGGGACACAUGGGCCAUGUAAAACAUAGCCUAACAAUUGAUUCAUGGGACAUACUAUACGAUUGAUUUCAUUGAUUACAGUGUACACUCUUUCAUGAAAAUUGAUCGUAUGAUCAAUCACUGAUCUUUGUGUUAUGGGAUUGAAAUUGCAUUCAAUUGAGUGAUUUAUCAGAUUCUCGUGUGGGCGCGUCGUGGUCUGGUGGUUACGACUCUCGCCUUUCAAACAGAGGGUCGUGGGUUCGAAUCCUAGCCAUGGCGUGUUUUCCUUCAGCAAGAAAUUUAUCCACACUGUGCUGCACUCAACCCAGGUGAGGUGAAUGGGUACCCGGUAGGAUUUAUUCCUUGACGCUUCAGCGCCGAUAUGGCGGCUCAGCUGCAGCCGGGUUAAUAAUAUGAUACCACGUAUCAUAGCGCAGUUGAGUACAUGCACAUACAUGUAGUAACAGCGCUAUAUAAAUGGACAUAUUAUUUUCACCCUCAUUUCUUCUCAAAAUGGUCCAGAUAUCGACAGAGUACAUCGUAAUUCUAUUUUUUUUUAAAUGGAGGUAAGGUCCCGGUUUCAUGAAUUGUGCUAUCAAUAACAAGGUAUAAGACCUGUUGUAAGCUACUGUAAUGGUGGUAUGCGAUUGGCUGUGAGCAACCAUCAUUUCAAACUUUAGUAGAAGUUAUAACAAAGUAUGUGAAAAUGGGAACUCGUAUAAAAGCAUCACAGUUGUACACAUUUUUUGUGGAGUUUUGAUUUCAAAAUGAUUACAUGUAACUGACUGCAUGGGUGCUGCAAGAAAGUGGCAAUCGAUUGCAAGCAACUUGCGAUCAAUUGCCAGCAACUUGCGAUCAAUUGCCAGCAACUUGCGAUCAAUUGCAAGUCAAAUUCGGUCCCAGAGUUAAUCAUAUGUCUUGCAAUUAAAAAAAAAAAUUGUAGUUGAUUGCAGGGCCCCGUCUUACAAAGAGUUGAGAUUGAUCCGAUCAACCACAACUAUGGACGGCCAGCAACAUCUACAUCUAAAAUGCAAAUUUGUUCAAAAUAUUUCCUAAAUACGAUGUAUAUUCAUACAUUCAUCUUUCUUUUGAAGAUUCAGUGUGACACUCUUUGUUAACUAAGGAGAUUGUAUGAAUUUCCCUGUAGAAAAAAUUAUGGGGUGGAUGGAUUUCCAUACAGUUGGGAUUGAUUGGAUCAAUCGUAACUCUUUGUAAGACGGGGCCCAGGUCUGCUUCAAGAAGUGUUAACUUAUUUACUUUAACUAGAAUUGAUCUAUCGAUUCUAAAAUUGCAACAUAAAUUUGCAAUCGAUUGCAGAUAUUUUCUUGCAACACCUCAAAGUUGACUGUAUAUUGAGAGUAUAAUUCUCAAACUUGAAAAAAGAAAAUCAUGUUUUUCUGUACAUGUACUAUAAGUAAAUAAAUACAAAAUGUUGGUGUUUGUUUGA
Messenger RNA from Lytechinus pictus (painted urchin), 6212 nucleotides. Its product is annotated as ubiquitin-conjugating enzyme E2 variant 2-like. Gene Ontology annotation, cellular component: nucleus. The transcript is spliced from 4 exons. Gene Ontology annotation, biological process: DNA damage tolerance; protein K63-linked ubiquitination. Bases 128 to 553 code for a protein of 141 amino acids. Lineage: Eukaryota; Metazoa; Echinodermata; Echinoidea; Temnopleuroida; Toxopneustidae. The record is from RefSeq and is a predicted model, not a curated record.